GCUACUGAUGCAACCGUGCCGGCCGUAAUGAUCACGAAGGCGAGAAACAGAUGGACGCUGGGAAGAACACAGAUGUUGGGAGCUGGUAGAUUAGAGGCGAUUUGUGCCUGCUCGUGGCUAGAAUACCCAAACCUACCUGAACAAGCUGAUUGCAAAGAUUGGACGAAAACGUGGUUUGCCCUCCAUCAGGCAUGGGGGUGAGUACAGUUUGGAACUGUUGGACUGCGGCGGCGUAUCGGAGUGUGUUGACAUUCUCGCGCAGUACGGUGAACGAUCGAGCUUCACCGGAUAAUGGAACCGCGUGGCCGCGACAGUGGCUGACAGGUGAACAAUCGCUAGGGAAAGGGCACCGGUGGCGAACAGUCAAUGUGGGGAAGGGUUAUUAGAAAAUGGAGAUUUUUUGCAGACGUAUGAUCAAAUGAUUGUCAUGCUUCAGUUGUCAGUCGAUCGAUAACCUCCGGUCGUGACCGAAGGCAAACGGGUAAAAACGGUGGUAAGGGUAGUGCUCGACGAAAAAGUGGUACAAAAUGUCGACCUCCUUUCUUACUCGUGGUUUAUCGUCGUUUCUGUUUAAAUCGUUUGCAAUCGGUUCGUCCAGCGUCGCGGGUCGAACUGCCGGUCCGAACCAGUCCCUGUUCCAUUCCACCAGCAAUACCGAGCCGGAGGAUUCGGUUCGGUUUGAUAAGCUAGAAACGGUGCCCAGCGCAUGCAUCCAACUGUUUGUUACCCUUACGCUGACGAUCAUUUCGGUGAUCUACACACUUCAGCAAUGUGAUACCACCACGGUGUGUGUGUACUACUACAUGCUGCUCUACCUGCGUGGCGUCUAUUGGGCGAUUGUUUAUCUAAUCCAUCUGUACACUAAAAGCCGCCACCAAAGCCUGAAUCGCUGCGGCCACCAUACGUUCGCCGCGAGGGUACACCGGCACAAGAAAUCCAGCCUGCAGCUGGUGACGCUAUCGAACAUGGUGCUGCUAACGGUACACACCGCGAUGGGUCACGGCUUUGGGGAAACGUUUAUGCAACGGUGCUUUGUGGAGGGCUUUUCGUCCGUUGUGUUUGUAGCGUCCUUCACCCUGCUGGAGACGAUGGUUAUAGUGCCGGUACAGCUAUCUUACAUCGUUCAAGUUCGCGUGUUCAAUUUGACCCGCCCGAUGCCCGACGCACAGCACAGCGCUAACGAUCUGAGCUUAAGACUGUGCCCGACCGAGGAUUACAGCGUCAACGACAGCUUCAAGAGCAUUGCCGAUCCGAAAGAGUUCGUCCAGCUGCAGGCAGCGUUGAUAAGUAAGCUGAAGGAGGAGAACGAUCAGCUACACAGCAGGAUACAGGAGGCAAGAUGUAUGGUCGAACUCGCGCCGAACCAAUCGCUCAACUACUCGCUGGCGGAGCAAUCUAUCGUUGGAGGUUAUUGAUAAGCCGUAAGCAUCCCUCUUAAAUUGUACAUCGUCCUCUCUGCAUAGCCAAAAACAAAGUAACUUUGCGUGCAAGAACUGUGGAAUUUUGCUACCUUUUUUUUACUACACGUGUAGUAUUUUUUGAUCAUAUUUUGUUUGUGUAUAAUGCUGUUCUUUUUCUACACUGCACCGCUAUGAUGAAUAAAGAUAUGGAUGAUUGUAUGAA
This is a messenger RNA of Anopheles merus, 1623 nucleotides long. RefSeq lists its product as uncharacterized. Gene Ontology annotation, cellular component: late endosome; lysosomal membrane. NCBI's taxonomy places the organism in Eukaryota, Metazoa, Arthropoda, Insecta, Diptera, Culicidae. The transcript has 4 exons. The coding region runs from base 528 to 1415 and encodes 295 amino acids. The record is from RefSeq and is a predicted model, not a curated record.